AAUUUUAAAUUAAUGCUACGUCAACAUAGAGUGUUUAAAUUUUAGUCGUCACAUGUUUUUUUUUGUAAACCUCUUAAGCCGUCUCGCUUCAAUUGAAAAUAAAAAAAAGAGAAAAAAAAAUUAGGCUUUUUUUAAAAAAUGAAGAAUUUGAAUUUUUGCGAAAAAAGUGUGUUAGUAGAGUGUUGGAAAUCUUUACAAACUAUUUUCUUAGAGUACGAAACAAGUGGUCAAAUAUCAAUGCAAUUUAAUGAAGAUAUUGCUCUUUUAAAAGAUUAUAUGAUUCAUGUUCUCGAAACUAUGAAUAGUCACCUAACAAAGGCUAAAGCUGUUUUCAAUGAAAAGGAAUAUCUUGAAACGUUUCAGUGUAUUCUGGAUAUUUUUGUCUUACUUGAAGAGAAAUCCUCAUCGUUUCAGUUACUUCCUAGUCGAUUAACAGUUCGAUUAGGUUGUUUGUUAGUGUAUGUUGCUUUCAAUUUACUUAAGCAAAACAAUAGAAAUGAAGAAGAUCUUUGGAUAUCGAAUCUUUCCUUUCUGCAUCCAUGUAUUGAAAUUUUUCCUAAGCUGCUAAAACAAAUUUUAGCUGAUUUGGAAUUGAAAUGUUAUGAAAUUCUUCAAUCUUAUUCCGACACUAAGGAAAAUCUUGAUUCAGACACUCUUACUUCUUUCAAAAUUCUGCGGCUUAUUUCUCACACACCAUCCCUACAUGAAUUCAUGUUUCUAUUAUGGGAUUACACUGAGGCUAUUCAAAAUAUAUGUGAUAUGGUUAUUGAAAUGAUAAACGAUUCUUCAGUGUUGCUUUGUAUGAAGGAAAAAUGUCAUCUACUUUGUUCUUUUCUACUAUGCCUGCCAACGUUUCGUUUGCGUCAUUUGCCUUCGUAUAAACCAUUGGAAUUUCUUUUGAACUCUUCUUUUUUUAUUCCAGUUCAUCAACAUGCAACGCAUUCUUUUCUUUUCUAUUGUGAUAACACUUUACAAUACUUACUUUCAAAAAUAACAGCGAGUAUUAUACAAUAUGUAUGUUUAACGCAAGAGGAUUUGUCAUGUUUGAUAGAUUUAUUAUGUCGAUUACUGGAAGAGGUUCUAUAUUUGAAAAUUCCUUUAACAAUCACAACUAAGGAUGUCUUUCAUUUUUAUCAAUAUGCUGUACAACAUGCAUCAAAACCAAUGGUCAAAAAAACAAGAAGAGUGUGCUCUUUACUUUUACCGCUUAUUACUACACGUUUUGAAGAAUGGAAAGAAGAAAAACAAUUAUUUACUUUAUUAUGUCAGCUUUUAGAAGAACAUUUAGUAUUACACACUUCACCUCUACCAUCUCUUUUUACCUACUAUACACAGUGGACACAACCUUUAAGUAAAAUGGUUCUUUUUUGUACCACAUUACAAGAUCUUUUUAUAACACAACUUCCUUCUUUAACACCUUCUCUUCAUGGUCCUAUCAUUGCUGAACUUUUAUUUCAUGCAUGGUCAUCUUUAUGUUAUCACGAAACACAUACUUUAUCUUACUGUUUAGCAAAACAAUUUUUUCAUUGGUUUCUUCAUUUAUCAAUACAUUUGACUAAAAACAUGAUUAAAGAACGUACGCAACUUUUUUUUCUUCUCUAUGUGUGGCGCUUAUUUGGAAGAACACUUGAAAAGCGUACUUUUCUUUUCAAUACUUGUUUAAAAUAUUUAAUCUCGUACGCUUUGUUUACAACCUACAACACUCACCUUCCUACAUUACCAUUACCGCAAACAGACUGGGAAUGGGACACCGUUCGAGCGAAUAUUGUCUGCUAUCCCUCCCGUUCACAAACCAAUCUCAUGCAACUUGUCUUAAUACCUUAUUUAAGCAACCACACUCAAUUAGACACUGUUUUAAAUCUUUUUCAAAAUGUUUUAAAAAGAAUUCAUUUUUUAUUAAAAUCCUUUUUUUAUCACACAAAAAAUGACCCAACUAGACAAACUCUUAUCACAAUUUCACAAAAUUCUUUGGAUCAUGUUUGGAGUCAAUGUUUUAGUCUUCAUCAUUUAAUUGCAUUUCUUCAUGUCCCCUUGCGUCUUUUAAAACAGUAUGGAACCGUUUUUCACUUCACACAAGCACAAGAACUAGUACAAGUAUUUUACCAGUACUUUAUCACAUUACAGCCUCCUUCUUCAAAUCAUCACGACAGUAACAACUUGCAUCAAAAAUCUAUGACCGGCCAUUGGAAUCAAACAUUAGUACAAUAUGAUUUAUUUUGUUUUUGUUUGGAUACCUUUACGUGUUAUCCACACAUUAUAACACAAAAAACAUUCACACUCAUUUUAAACUAUACAGGUGAUAUGCUUUUACCAAGAAACUUCACACUAUUGACGACGACAUUAGUUCCUUGGAUUCCUCGUUUUUUGGCUUCUUUAUGGAGUCUUAAUAAUCUUAUUAGAUGUGUCCCUGAAAAUCAUUCAAACUAUCCACCAUUGGUUUUACGCUGUAUUAAUAAAUCGCUGUGUCUUUUUAAAACCUUGGUUGAGUGUCAUCAAGAUACAUCUUGUUCUCAAUGUACUACCAUUAUUUCCUAUAUCGUUACAUGGUUUGUUGUUUUAACAUACCGGAGGGGCGGUAAUACAAACAACAAUUGUUUCACGUUAUGUGACCAAAAUCAGUUAUUUUUACUUCGAAAAACAUUGAAUAACUUGAAGAAAGAUACCACAAUGGAAAGGAUUGUGACGCUCUUUUGUGACUGUAUUGGAAAUACGCGUUGGCAACCUUCCUUAAGUGAACAAAUCAAUUCUUUGUUACUUAAUCGUCUUCAAGAACUAGAAAAUAUGAAAAAACGCCCAUAAAACAUUACUAGUAGAAAAGUAACAAUAAAGAAAGUUUUUUCUGAAAUCCACAAGUGCCGUAAACGGUACAAGCCAACUGAAACAAUUCGGUUUUGAUAAAUUCUUCUUCUACUCCCAUCUUGUGGUAGUUGAUAUAA
Molecule: messenger RNA, 2936 nt
Organism: Hylaeus volcanicus
Lineage: Eukaryota; Metazoa; Arthropoda; Insecta; Hymenoptera; Colletidae
Exons: 6
Coding region: 139-2799 (886 amino acids)
Source: RefSeq, a predicted model, not a curated record